AUGCUAGCCAAUUCCCCAUACACAAAGUUUAUCCGUGACACUCUAGCUGGUCUCGCUGGAAACCGUUACGAGUUGUUGGCUAUGUUGUGCUGGGCUGCUGAGUUUUGCUCCAACUCUGAGAAUGAGUUAGAUGUGUCUCUUGGUCAGGAGAAUGACAAGGGUGAACCUGUGACUCUUGUCUUUUCCGACAACCGCGGCCGCGACAGCGACGACGAGGUUGUCGGCAGUUUUGACAUUCGGGUUCGCAACUAUCGCUAUCUCUAUCAUCUGGCCGGGACCCGAGGUCCGACCUAUCCCCUGUUAUCGCUAGGACGACCUUACUGUUAA
This is a messenger RNA of Penicillium vulpinum, 327 nucleotides long. RefSeq lists its product as uncharacterized. The record is from RefSeq and is a predicted model, not a curated record. The transcript is spliced from 2 exons. NCBI's taxonomy places the organism in Eukaryota, Fungi, Ascomycota, Eurotiomycetes, Eurotiales, Aspergillaceae. Bases 1 to 327 code for a protein of 108 amino acids.